AGGAUCCACACACGUCGUCUUACACGCUAGGGACCUCCCCGCUGUCCACAGGGCGAACACACAACUCGCCGUCUGCCUCGACUCAAAAAGCUGAAACAUUGCACUGGAUGUGUGGUGUGCCUAACAAACUGGCACCGCGUACAGUAAGUUCUGUAAACUGCGACUCCCGUCGUUCCUUGCGUCAUUGUGUCAACAUGGCGCCUGUCUGCCGGACAAAAGGCGAAUCUGUCUGACGGAGGAUUGAAACCCAAUUAGAGACAGAGGAGACAUUUUGGGAAAACUGUCAGUGUCCGUGAGUCCUGGCGGCCCGAGGCAAGAGCUAUAUGGUCAAACACACGUCUGCGGGGGCUCUUGGACCGGAAUAUUAAGGAUGUUCCAGCAGUGCGAGGAGCCUCGUUUCACCAUCGAGCAGAUCGACCUCCUGCAGAGGCUAAGGAGGACCGGCAUCACGCAGACGGAGGUCCUCCAUGCCCUGGACACGCUGGAGCACCUGGAUCGCAAACAUGGACAGAAGUUGUACCAUAAGCCUCCCUACAUGCCUCCCUGCUCUUCCUUGUCCUCCUCCAGCGCCGGCGUCGCCUCCUCCUCCAUGACUUCCACGGCCACCCAAACAAGUUUCCCAAACAACCGACUCUCGCUGUCGCCCAGCAACCACUUCGACACCGCCUCCCCACCUCCGCCCAUCCCAGUGGCAUCGCCGGUCACCAUGGCGGCGGUGGUCCAGAACGGCCUGGCUGCCGUCACCAACGGGAAGCUGUCGCCGCCCCGGUUCCCUCUUGGCGUGGCGGCACCGGUCUACGGGUUUGAGACCAAUGAAGAGGACAUCGAUGUUGAUGACAAGGUGGAGGACUUGCUGAGGAGGGACAGUGCUGUGAUCAAAGAGGAGAUUAAGUCCUUCCUGGCAAACAGGCGGAUCUCCCAGGCCGUGGUCGCUCAGGUAACGGGGAUCAGUCAGAGCCGGAUCUCCCACUGGCUCCUGCAGCAGGGAUCCGACCUCAGCGAGCAGAAGAAACGGGCCUUCUUUCGCUGGUACCAGCUGGAAAAGACCAAUCCCGGUGCCACUCUGGCCAUGCGAGUCGCCCCAGUGGCCCUCGAGGACGUGAUGGACUGGCAGCAAGCCCCGCCUCCGUUCGGCUUGGCCCCCGGGGGCUUCCGUCUGCGGCGGGGGAGCAGGUUUACCUGGAGGAAGGAGUGCCUGGCUGUUAUGGAGAGCUACUUCAUUGACCACCAGUACCCUGAUGAAGCAAAGAGAGAGGAGAUUGCCACCGCCUGCAACGCCGUCAUUCAGAAACCAGGAAAGAAGCUGUCAGAUUUGGAGAGAGUUACGUCUCUGAAGGUCUACAACUGGUUUGCCAACCGCCGCAAAGACAUCAAGAGGCGCGCCAACAUUGAAGCAGCCAUCUUGGAGAGCCACGGCAUCGAGGUUCAGAGUCCAGGCGGUCAGUCCAACAGCGACGAGGUGGACGGCAACGACUUCCCUGACCAGGGUUGCGAGGUGUCCUUAUUUGACAAGAGAGCUUCAGCCAAGCAGUUUGGUUUCAGUCGAGCUGACCUGUCCUCUCCAACCCAGGUACCCACGCUGCUGCCCAGCUGGUUUUCUGUCCUGAGCAGAGGGGGCUUGUCUGGACAGAGGGGCACCUCCCUGAUUGGCCGCUCCCACGUGUCAGGGGCGGUCCCUCAGGUGGAAGGUUCCAGGUUGACAGGCGUGUCCUGGUCUCCCCCGUCGCCCUCCCUCCAGGACGAAGCCACCAUUCACAGCGUGCUGUCCGAGCCCCAGGACCCAAUCGGUUUGGAGAAGGCGGCUGUCAACCACAGCAGCCACGCCCUGGCCAAUCAGGUGGACGGGCCAGGGUGCAGUAUCGGGAAUGACAUCAAGACGGAAACGCUGGAGGACGACUGAAACGGGCGGCGGACAUUGGCGUUGUCAGAGCAAUGAAUGGAGCAGGAUCUGAGGUGUGUUAAUAUGCAAGCAGAUUUUAUAGGAAUGUAAUAAGUGAAAACAAAAAAAUGAAAGACCAAAAGUCGUGUAAAGUCCAACCCUGAGAUACCUCCCAACCCUGAGAUACCUCCCAACCCUACCUCCAACCACCGACCUGCUCUGCUACGCUCUUAUAGAAUUUUUUAGUAUGUUAUAAUAAGAAUGAUGAUAAUAACAAUACACUUUUAUUUCUUAAAGUGCUCCCUAUCAGACUAUGGAAGACAAGAAAUGCCCAAACCAAGAAAGGGAAAUCACAUUCUUUAACCAUGACCCAUGAGGGGAAGUACACACGGCCAUGUGCAGUGUUGUCCCUUCAAUUAUUUGCCGAUUUUGUUUUCGGCAUUUUAAAUCUUCCGUAGACUCGAUGCAUCGAGCCGGUUCCACCGCAGGACAACACUGUAUUUGACACGGGGCGCACUGUGAUCACACAACUCAACCGCCUCAAAAGAUGAAACGCCUGAGUUUGAAAGUCAAGUUAAUUUCCAACUGGUCGUUUUUUUAAAAUUCUGUUGCGUAUUUAAUCACGGCUGACUCCAUUUCAAAGGUUUUGCUGUUGGUUCCUUCGAGUGUGAAGGACGGCAGAAUAAGCUCCGCUACACGAAGGUCACGGCGCGUUGGUAACAACAUUCUGUGGGCCUGUGGAAAUGUAGAAAGGACCUACUCCUCCACCUCCUCCUCCUGCCCUGCUAGAAUAAACUCAAUAUAUGGAAACAAAGACAGGAAUACCUGGAUGUUUAAUAUUUACAAUUUUUAUUUAAAAACGAUCUAUCUGAAAUUGAGUGGUUUAAUUCCUUGUAAUUAUUUUAAGUUCUCCCAAAAAAAAAUGACGCAACUUUUGAACGGUGCAGGUUUUGUCUGGCUUCCAUGCGUCACAUGACCGACGAGUCGAGGCGCCGCUGCUUCUCCUCUGGUCUCAAACAUAUUUCUGUUCAGAAAAUGAAGAAAGUUAAGGAACUUGAUCAACUUGAAAUUGCAUUAAGGAGUUCAAACCACAUACAUAGGUAGUUAUUUUAAUAACAUAUUAUAAACAGACUAUACAUUCAACAGUAUUUAAAUAUCAAGUUUUAGGUAGACAUUUCACCAUUUAAGCAUUCAUUGCUUUUAAAAGCUAAAUCUUCUUGUUCUCUUUUUGCUUCCAUAUUAAUAAGUAACACAAAUGGAAGUUACUCGAUACAUAACUGCAUACACAUUUGAAUGACAAUUAGAAACCCGGAUGUCCAGGUGACCGGGUGUGAAUAGUACGAGAUGAUCUAUAAUCAAUACUGAUCCGUCAGUUGUGAAGUAUUACACAAUGUAAUGACACUGUUUAAUACGACAGAUUAAAGUGUAACGUGAAUACAUACAUAUACUACACAUGAAUGCAUAUACAGUGUGUUAUAGAAACCAUGGAGUGUAUGUGGUAUAUAUAGAUAGAAAUAUAUGUGUAUGUGUAUAUAUAUAUGUGUGUAUAUAUAUAUAGAUAGAAAUAUAUGUAUAUAUAUGUGUGUAUAUUUAUAUGUGUAUUUAUAUAUGUAUAUAUACACACAUAUGUGUAUGUGUCUAUGUAUGUAUAUAUAUAUGUGUGUGUGUAUAUAUACACAUAUAUUUAUAUGUGUAUGUAUAUAUAUAUAUAUAUAUACACACAUAUAUGUGUAUGUGUAUAUGAUCCAUUUAUAUUUACAGUAUAUAUAUUGGCUUCAAAUGAGAGAAAGCGUCUGUAUGAGUCUGUCUUGUCGGUGAAAGGUGAGGGACGCAUUAGCCAAAGUAUUACGUUUUUAUGUUGUGUAUUUUGAGUGUGUGCUGGUCAUGGAUGGAGCUGUGUGUUAUAGUUAUGCUCAUCAAAGAUGCAUCAGAUGUGUCAAACUAUUGGGAGGAAAAUGCCUUUUCCUUUAGUUUCGGCAUACCCGUGUUUGUGCUCGAUAUGCCACGUGUUCUAAACACACAUUGUCCCGUUUAAAUUAUAUUUUCAUUUCAAAUGACACUUUAUUGGAUCAAUGUCAUGGUGCUUAGGAGUCCCUGCUGUUCAGACAUACGAUUGACCGGUGUGAACGACUGAAACACCAGAGAGGCAGCAGGAAGAGAGGAAGAGGAGGAUUUGGGAAACUUGAGUGAGUCGGAUUCAACCGCAGCGAGAAGUGUUCUUUGGGAAAAGGACGAAUAAAUUAGUCAACUCAAGAAAUAUUGAUCCCAGUACAGCCGUUGUAGAAGUCUUUUUAAUUUUUGUAAUUGUUAUUUCCAACCCAACAAGGAUUAUGUCACGUUUUGACCUGGGGGUGUCGCUGUGUUGUCGGCUAUGUGACGAGGAGCACCAGCUACUGGCCAGAGACCCUGUUAUGAGGAGCGAGGGAGGAGUCAGCAGGCGGCCAAUGGCAGUGUAGUGUGAGUCUCUGCGACCUCUAGAUGUCCUUGAGCAUGCAGCCGUAACUAGGCAUCCAAAAUAUUGGGCAGUUUGCAAGAUAAGCCGUGGACAGACACUGAGGCGCUCGCUCGCUCUCUCUCUCUCUCACUCUAGGACCGAUAAACAAAGCUAAGUGCACCUUUUUUAUUGUUUAGGUUCCAAUUGAAAUGCUACAUUUUAUUGUUACCGAAAGUUCACGCUCAAGUUCCAUCCGACCUCGAAACGUCCCUUUUGUCUGCGUAAGAGUAGUUGGCGUGUACGUUGCUGUAGCGCGUAACCUUUCUCGCUAGUUAAAGAGUAAAUAGCACCAGUUAGGAGAUCCAGCACAUCAGAUUGAUCCGUCAUGUUUUUGUUCCACGCGUGUACCCUACGUUUCUUUCGUUGAAGUGCCUUAUUUAUUAGCUGUGUUUAUAACCCGUGGUCACGAGGAAGGACUUCCACAAUGGCUGUACGUUCAUCACUGGAUAGAAACCAAGCAGGAACUCGAUGUUCUGUGACGGCCACCGCUAACCGCUUCAUCACCAGGUGCUCUACAGGCGAAGCUACUCGUUCAGAGUUCAACCAACUCAACACAAAUACCUCACUUAACCCCGCUCAGCUAUAAGCUGCACCCGCAGGUUCCUCCACGGCUGCUGCAACGUGAAUACGAGUCCAGGCCGUCGGGGUGAAAGUAACGAGACGAUUUAUAACUGUGAUGUGGCCGAGAGGCUCGCUGGCUGAUCGGAGAUUAGAAAUGUCGGUGUCUCUAAAAGGGAAAUUCCUUCUUGAACUUGAGCCAAUAACUUGAGUUUGAACAUAAAGGGAAAUUCCACUCUUAAAAAAGAAAAGAACAUACAUCAUGCAUAAGCUCCUGCUUCCACCAAGUCCAAGAAAUCCGUAUUAGUCGUGGUGGAAUUCUAACUCAAGUCGUGUUACUUUCAGUUUGAACGUCUUUGAGAAUCAACAUUUUGUGCUGGAUUGUUUUAAUUGUGCGGCAGCACAGCUGCCCGGGUGUCAUUCGCUUUAAGCGUGAAAGAAGUCAGUGAUGUAGCUUUUCCUGUCAUCCGUUUGAAUUAUUUACACCAAAAUAUACUUCCAAUUAAAGGGUUGGAAUUUUUAAUUAUGUUUUUUAUCUGCCAAGAAGAAGCCUUUCUGAGGUGAAUCUAGGGGUUCAUUUUAGACUUUGUGCUCUUUUGAGAUUAUUUCAGGAUUUAAAACCAUUUCAGCGGCUGCCUUCAUGGUCUUCUUUUGAAGUUGUACUUUUGUGAACCGAAGUGGCACAUUAAUGUGAAUAAAGGAGGGCUUUUAUUGUGAGCGUCAUUUUAGAGCCACAAAAUCUGAAAGGAAAACUAAAUGAAUAAACAUGAGAAUUCAAAUUAAUCCAAAAAAUAGUCCAUGAGAAACCCAAAAAUAAGAAACGCAAACUCGCGAUCUUUUAUCUCGUUUCUGGUCGAGUUUCUGUUUUUGACCCUAAACUGUCUAUUCACUUUGCUUUUUAGUGUUUUUAAAGUGUUUAUUCUCAUAAUCAACUUGAAUUGCACUAAAAGUCAAAGUGGUCACGAAAAUCUAACACGGUAAAUACUUUAAAUGACAUGACCUUUGCUCUUCCAGUUAGAUUCAGUACCUUGUUUGACAUUGCGCGACGUCUUCAUCGGUUCAGUUCUCUGGCCUCCGGCCCCCCCGCUGCCUUGCGGUUCCUCUUAGUCUAAAGAAGGACGGGCUUCCAUUCGCUGGUUCUUCACCGGAAACAAAACAAACGCGUCCCGGACGCCAGGUAUUCACUUUGAUGUCCCCCCCGGUGGCAUCCGGCCCUUCGCGCUGUAAACGUGUUGCUCGGCGUGACGGGUCAGGGCCGCAUGCCGUCAGAGGCGUCGCAGAGGAUCUCGAUCUGACCUGAGGUCAGCCCACGAGAGCAAACAGAGGACUGCCGACUGCGUCGCCAACGCGGCUGCAGUCAGUUCGCGCCUCAGAACUGAAUGUUGGAUGAAAUUAGGAUUUUUUUUCUUUUUUAUGUAGAUGUGGCCGUUUUAAUGUCUUUAUUAAAUCAGCCAAUGACUGUAAAUAAAUACAGAAAAAAAUGGUUCCGACAUUGUAUCCGUCAUGUAAAGAAUAAACAACCCGAGUUGUUUCCAUUUCGGCAAUAAAUGAUGAAAUGAUUCUAAAGAAUGAAAUAUCAAACCCCCGCAGGUUUGUUGUAUCACUUUGACUUGAUAUGUCUCCCUUUGUUAUUUUCUAUUUCAAGAUUUAGUGCCUUUUUUGGACGGUAGACUGUUCUGUAAUCGCUAUGUGGAAGAUCUGCAUACGCCUUUUGUUACUUUUUCAUCUGUUGGAUAAACCGUAUUUGUUAUUUUUAAGGUGUUUUUAUUGAUAUUCUAUUUACAAGGGAAUAAAAACGUGAUCCGAGCCCA
Pseudoliparis swirei is the source of this 6742-nucleotide messenger RNA. Its product is annotated as homeobox-containing protein 1-like. Lineage: Eukaryota; Metazoa; Chordata; Actinopteri; Perciformes; Liparidae. Gene Ontology annotation, cellular component: nucleus. The record is from RefSeq and is a predicted model, not a curated record. The transcript has 10 exons. Bases 371 to 1900 code for a protein of 509 amino acids. Gene Ontology annotation, molecular function: double-stranded telomeric DNA binding. Gene Ontology annotation, biological process: positive regulation of DNA-templated transcription.